CUGCAGAUGCGGACAGUAACCAACCUCUCAGAAACAUGAACCCCGACUGGAGUGAACAAGACUGCCGCAGGAACGGGAACCGGGGACUAUUCACCAGGGUGCAAGAUCCUGGAGAGAGACGUGCUUUCAGUGAAGCGCAGGAGGGGCCAGUGAUAGAAGCUGUUUACACACAAGAGGAAAUCUGUGAUCAGGAGUGGUGUGGAAGAAUAAUGGAGAAUACAGAGCUGGCAAUUUGUGACAGUAAAGAGAGCCCUGAACUUGAAGCUGUCCGCAUUAAAGAGGAGGCUGUGGAACUGGAGUGUGUGCACAUCACAGAGGAAGUUUCUAAAGGGAACACGCUGGAGGAGAACAUCGUUAAGCUGGAAUCCAGCCACUGCGAGGAUUGUCCUCCUGAACUGGUCUGCGUGAAACCCAGUCAGCGUGUCUCUGAAGACACUUGUUCUAGUGUUGGAGAAGAGGACACUGGGCUGGGGUCCAUUCAGGGGACACCGUGCUGGGGAGCAGCGCCGUCCACUAGCAGCACAGCAUCAGAUCCAGGAAGACGCAACUCCGCUCCAGCACCCCAGAGCAAGAUCUCUACUGACGGCGGGCAGCAGCGUAAGCAGAAACGCAGAGAGACGACGCCCCAAGAAGAACACGUGAAGAAACAGAGAACUCGCUCAGUUCUUUCUGCGCAAGAUAGCCGACCGCUUGCUCUGGGAUAUACAGCGUCUCCACAUCCCAGCAACUCUGCAACCCAGGGCAGCUUCAGUUCCCUGCAAACCCCCCAGCAGAUUCCUUCAGAGCAGGUCUUGUAUCACUGUACUGAGUGUGGCAGCAGUUUCACUGACCUGGGAAGCCUUCAAACGCACCAGCGUGUUCACGCAGGAGAGAAACCGUACGAGUGUCCGGACUGUGGGAAGAGAUUCAGAGGUGCAACAGGGCUAAAAUUACACAAGCGUAUUCACACGGGGGAGAAGCCGUUCGUGUGCCCCGACUGCGGGCGGGGUUUUACUCAGAAAGGAAACCUGCAGACCCACCAGCUAACUCACAGCGCCGAUAAACCGUUUCACUGCUCCGACUGCGGGAAGAGCUUCACGGAGAAACGCAGGCUUCAAACGCACCAGCAGCUUCACACUGGAGAGAAGCCCUACCUGUGCCCGGUCUGUGGGAAGAGUUUCAGCCGCAGAGACAGCCUUCGAGCACACCACGUGAUCCACACGGGAGAGAAGCCCUUUGAGUGCGGCGAGUGCGGGAAGAGAUUUAGCAAGAAAGGCGAACUCCAGUCGCACCGGCUGACCCACGUCGCUGAUAAACCUUUCCACUGCGCGGACUGCGGGCGGAGUUUCACUCAGAAGUGUAGACUGCAAGCGCACCAGCGUAUCCACACUGGAGAGAAGCCGUAUCGGUGCAGCGUGUGCGGGAAGGGCUUCAGUCGGAGAGACAACCUGGGAAUACACCACAAAAUAAUCCACACAAGAGAAACCCCCUGAGCGGGGGGGGGGAGAGGUGUGUCGGUCGAGUCGGGCCAGCGAUCGGGGGGGCGGUGUAGUCGGAUCGAACCGGAAAGCCAGAAGGGACCCCCGCUCGUCCCCUCGGUCUCAAACUGUUCAAAAAAAAAAUAAUUCAGAGAAGAAUGCAAAGUCAGGACAUCCCAAGCCUGCAACGAACCCAAAAGGAUCUCGGCUCUGUGAACUACAGCAGCGCUGCUCAAACUGGGGAGGUGUGAGAAGGUUCAGGAAUGUAGAGAAAUUACCCAUCCCAUUAAGGCCUAACCUAGUUAUAUAUAUAUAUCUAUAUAUCUAUAUAUAUAUACACACACAGCGGCUCUCAAAAGCACCCCCCCCCCCC
Polyodon spathula (Mississippi paddlefish) is the source of this 1830-nucleotide messenger RNA. RefSeq names its product zinc finger protein 658B-like. Gene Ontology annotation, biological process: regulation of transcription by RNA polymerase II. Bases 36 to 1472 code for a protein of 478 amino acids. The transcript is spliced from 3 exons. NCBI's taxonomy places the organism in Eukaryota, Metazoa, Chordata, Actinopteri, Acipenseriformes, Polyodontidae. Gene Ontology annotation, molecular function: RNA polymerase II cis-regulatory region sequence-specific DNA binding; DNA-binding transcription factor activity, RNA polymerase II-specific. Gene Ontology annotation, cellular component: nucleus. The record is from RefSeq and is a predicted model, not a curated record.